Messenger RNA from Procambarus clarkii (red swamp crayfish), 4069 nucleotides. RefSeq names its product pre-mRNA processing factor 6 (gene Prp6). Gene Ontology annotation, molecular function: protein binding. Gene Ontology annotation, biological process: spliceosomal tri-snRNP complex assembly; mRNA splicing, via spliceosome. The record is from RefSeq and is a predicted model, not a curated record. NCBI's taxonomy places the organism in Eukaryota, Metazoa, Arthropoda, Malacostraca, Decapoda, Cambaridae. Gene Ontology annotation, cellular component: U4/U6 x U5 tri-snRNP complex; catalytic step 2 spliceosome.
UUUACAAUCAGGACAGAAGCCGUCGUGGCGAGGAGUAUAUAACACUCAUAACAACACCAACAACAACAAUCUUGAUUUCUUAGACUUUAUUAAGCAAACCACAAACAUGACGGCUCCACCAGCUGCUCUUCUCAAUAAAAAUAAGAAAAACUUCAUCGGUAUGCCAGCCCCGCUGGGAUACGUUGCUGGUGUUGGUCGAGGAGCAACAGGAUUUACCACACGUUCUGAUAUUGGUCCUGCUCGUGAUGCCAAUGAUGUUUCAGACGAUCGACACGCACCACCUAGCAAGCGCAAGAAAAAAGAUGAUGAUGAUGAUGAAGAUCUAAAUGAUGCCAAUUAUGACGAGUUCAAUGGCUAUGGAGGAUCAUUAUGUAGCAAAGAUCCCUAUGAUAAAGAUGAUGAAGAAGCUGAUGCCAUUUAUGAUGAGAUUGACAAGCGUAUGGAUGAGAAGAGGCGUGAGUAUCGUGAACAGCGCCUGAAAGCAGAACUUGAGAACUAUCGUCAGGAACGCCCAAAGAUCCAGCAGAUGUUCACUGACCUUAAACGAGAAUUAGCAAAUGUAUCAGAAAAUGAGUGGAGCACAAUUCCAGAAGUAGGUGAUGCCAGAAACAGGAAGCAGCGUAAUCCAAGAUCCGAAAGGUUUACACCUUUGCCUGAUAGUGUUCUCUCUCAUAAUCUUGGAGGGGAGAAUGUGACAACAAUUGAUCCAGGCUCUGGACUUGCUUCCAUGAUGCCUGGAACCUCAACCCCUGGAAUGCUUACCCCAAGCGGUGAUCUUGAUUUACGUAAAAUUGGACAAGCACGAAACACUUUAAUGGGAAUGAGAUUGAACCAAGUGUCAGAUGCUGUUGGUGGCCAGACUGUGGUAGAUCCCAAGGGUUACCUGACUGACCUUCAGAGUAUGAUACCACAAUAUGGUGGGGACAUAAAUGAUGUUAAAAAGGCAAGAUUGCUUUUAAAAUCUGUUAGGGAAACAAAUCCUAAUCAUCCACCUGCUUGGAUUGCCUCAGCACGUCUUGAAGAGGUGACAGGCAAGAUCCAGUCUGCUCGUAAUCUUAUUAUGAAAGGUUGUGAAAUGUGUCCCAAGUCGGAAGAUGUGUGGCUUGAAGCAGCUCGACUACAGCCUCCAGAUAUGGCUCGGGCUGUGAUUGCACAAGCUGUCCAGACAUUACCUCACUCGCCCAGAAUAUGGAUUAAGGCUGCAGAUCUGGAGUUGGAGUUAAAGGCAAAGAAAAGAGUCUAUCGCAAGGCCCUUGAACAAAUUCCUAAUUCUGAGCUUUUAUGGAAAUUGGCUGUGGAGCUGGAAGAGGAGGAGGAUGCUAAAAUUCUUUUAAGCAGAGCUGUUGAGUGCUGCCCCACAUCAGUAGAUUUAUGGUUGGCUUUGGCCCGAUUGGAAGUGUAUGAAAACGCCAGGAAAGUUCUUAAUAAAGCACGUGAGAAUAACCCUAAAGAUCGCCAGAUUUGGAUUACUGCAGCAAAAUUAGAGGAGGCCAAUGGCAAUAACACUUUAGUUGGUAAGAUUAUUGAGCGUGCAAUCUCAACAUUGCAAGCUAACAUGGUUGAUAUUAAUCGAGAUUUUUGGAUUAAGGAUGCCAUGGAGGCAGAGCAUGCAGGAGCUGUCCUGACCUGUCAGUCUAUUAUCAAAAAUAUAAUUGGUUACGGAGUUGAAGAUGAAGAUCGUAAACAUGCAUGGAUGGAAGAUGCAGACAGCUGUGCCACCCAGGGUGCCUAUGAAUGUGCACGUGCAAUCUAUAGCCAUGCUCUUUCAAUAUACCCAAAGAAAAAGUCUGUCUGGCUAGCUGCUGCACACUUUGAGCGAAGUCAUGGGACAAGGGAAUCAUUAGAAGCGCUGCUGCAACAAGCUGUAACGCACUGUCCACAAGAGGAAACUCUCUGGCUUAUGGGUGCUAAAUCAAAAUGGCUUGCUGGGGAUGUCCCAGCAGCUCGAUCAAUCCUUGCAUUAGCAUUCAAAGCCAAUCCAAAUUCUGAAGAGAUUUGGCUGGCUGCUGUCAAAUUGGAGUCUGAAAAUAAUGAAUAUGAACGUGCAAGGCGUUUGCUUUCAAAAGCUCGUUCACAGGCAGCUACUGCUAAGGUGAUGAUGAAAUCUGCUCAUUUGGAAUGGGCAUUGGGUAAUUUGGAUUUAGCCAGAACAUUACUUGAUGAAGGUAUCAAGGAGGUAGGUGACUUUGCCAAGUUGUGGAUGAUGAAAGGUCAAAUCCUGGAACAACAAGGUAAAAAAGACGCUGCAUGGGAAGUUUAUAGGGAUGCUGUCAAACGAUGCACAUCCUCGAUACCUCUCUGGAGGCUUCUGGCAACUCUAGAAGAACAGCAAGGGAAAUUAGUUACAGCAAGAGCCACACUAGAGAAGUCGAGAGUUCGUAAUCCAAUGAAUGAAGAACUGUGGUUGAUGGCAAUUCGGCUAGAACUUCGAGCAGGACAGCGUGAAGUGAGUCGGUCCUUAAUGGCACGUGCACUUCAGGAGUGCCCCACAUCUGGUAUUCUGUGGGCACAAGCUAUAUUCUUAGAGGACCCCGCCCAGCGAAAGAGUCGCAGUGUUGAUGCUUUGAAACGUUGUCAGGAUGAUGCGCAUGUUGUUUUAGCAGUGGCAAAAAUGUUUUGGAUGGAUGGGAAAAAGAACAAAGCACGAGAAUGGUUCAACAAAACAGUUAAAAUUGAUCCCGAUCUGGGUGAUGCUUGGGCAUGGUAUUAUAAAAUGGAAAUUCUAUUUGGCUCAGAAGACCAACAGCUGGAAGUGAAGAAACGGUGCAUGGCAGCUGAUCCACGCCAUGGCGAGCAUUGGUGCAUGGUUUCUAAACAUAUUGACAAUUGGAGAAAGAAAACGCCAGAAAUUCUUCAACUAGUUGCAGAUAGACUUCCCAUUCCUGUGAUGAACAGAGAAGUUUACUGAGACUAAAGUUUUGUAAAUAUUGUAUGAUUUUAUAUAUAUUUACAUGUUAGCAUAAUUUUCUUUGAGAGUUGUGUGGUAUCUAAGAUUUUUGUAUCUAAUUCAUUUCAUUAUUCAUAUUUCACUUCAUAAUCAUCAAAUUGAUAACUGGUCAAAUUUUAUGAAGUACAUUACUACUUCAUUCAGCAGGUUUUGUAGUAUGUAUUGUUUAAUAAUAACUCUACAAGAAGUCAAUUUGUUUUACUUAACUGUCAUGUAGCAGCAAUAUUCACAUAAGGAAUCAUUUAACAAAGCAAGAGUGAAAUUUAUUGCAUGUGCUAUGUUAUGAAAUUAAUGUACAGUAAUUGUAAGUACUGUAUAAUACUGUACUUUAUACUUUAAACACUUUUCCAUUAAACUUAUUUUAAUUCAUUUGGGGAUUCACUAUUGCUACCAUUAUGAUUUAAAUUCUCAAUAUAAGAGAUUCCUUAUAUUAGUUAUUUCCUAUAUAUAUUUUAAUCCAUAAAAAAUUAUGGAUGUCAAUCAGCAAACAACUUACGCAAUCAUCAGAAGAAAUCUUAACAUGCAUGAUGUACUAUUAUAAACUUGUCAGCAGGAUACAGAAAAUUCUUUAUGUGCAUUUCAUUCUAUAUUUUUUGUGAUUUCAUGCUGCCUCAGAAAUGGGUAAACAAGUAUUGAUGCAUUUGAUGAGCAAAUGAAACGUGACUGUAAACUUAUCUGAAUUAAAAUAACAUUGAUGAGAGAGGCAAGCAAAUUUAUUUAUUACUGUACUUACAUUACAGCAUAUAGUUACUGUAUUUAUACCAAAAAUAAUGGGAGGACUUGUAUGCUUGAAGCACACUGUGUAUUAGUGGCUUUAGGCAGUGUUUUUAUCUUGCUUAUAAACCCUCCAUUAUUUGUGUAUCUAUGUAUGUAUGUACUUGUGCCCAUAUAUUAUUAUUAUUUUAUUAAGUUAGGUGGGGUUGGUGAAGGCCAAUAAAGAAUUUAAUCUUUUGCAAUCAUCAGAUGUCUAAAGUGUAGAAAUUUGCUUUGUAGAACACUAUAUUACUAACUUAAUGUUUGUCCCCAGUUUGUUUGUUUGCCAUUUGGUGGGUGGAGUGUUGAUAACAUACCUAGUUAACCCCAACCAUGUCUUGCUGAUCCAAAUUGGUAUUGUUAACACCA